Apodemus sylvaticus (European woodmouse) is the source of this 3112-nucleotide messenger RNA. It is a transcript of the gene Tmem231, whose product is annotated as transmembrane protein 231. Bases 60 to 1007 code for a protein of 315 amino acids. NCBI's taxonomy places the organism in Eukaryota, Metazoa, Chordata, Mammalia, Rodentia, Muridae. Gene Ontology annotation, cellular component: ciliary transition zone; ciliary membrane. The transcript is spliced from 7 exons. The record is from RefSeq and is a predicted model, not a curated record. Gene Ontology annotation, biological process: cilium assembly; regulation of protein localization.
AUUGGUUCCUCAGCCCGCCGUCGGUUGCUGUGGAGACUCGGCGCUGCGGCCCUGGGCUCAUGGCGCUGUACCAUCUCUUCUCUCACCCGGUCGAGCGCUCCUACCGCGCGGGGCUCUGCUCCAAGGCCGCGCUCUUCGUGCUGUUGACCACCGCGCUGACCUACAUCCCCCCGCUGCUGGUGGCCUUCCGGAGCCACGGAUUUUGGCUGAAGCGGAGCAGCUACGAGGAGCAGCCGAACGUGCGCUUCCAGCACCAAGUGCUGCUCGUGGUUUUACUGGGACCAGAACCCGGAGCCUUCCUCGCCUGGAGCACGUUCCCCACCUUCAACAGGCUGCAGGGGGUUCACCUGCGCGUCCCGCUCGUGUCGUCCAGAGAAGAAGACAGGAACCAGGAUGGGAAAAUGGAUGUGCUCCACUUUAAACUUGAGCUUCCCCUGCAGUCCACAGAGCAUGUUCUCGGUGUACAGCUCAUCCUGACCUUCUCCUACCAGCUGCACAGGAUGUCAACGUUUGAGAUGCAGAGCAUGGCGUUUCUUCAGUCCUCCUUUGCUGUUCCUGGCUCACAGUUACGCGUGAAUGGCGACCUCAGGCUGCAGCAGAAGCAGCCACUGAGCUACCGUGGCCCGGACGUCAGAUACAACGUAUCCGUGAUCAAUGGGACUAGUCCUUUCGCCCAGGACUACGACCUCGCUCACAUUGUUGCUGCCUAUCAGGAAAGGAAUGUGACCACUGUCCUCAGUGACCCCAGCCCAGUCUGGCUGGUGGGCAGGACCGCUGAAGCUCCUUUUGUGAUCGAUGCUGUCAUCCGCUAUCCCGUAGAAGUCAUUUCUUACCAGCCAGGGUUCUGGGAGAUGAUAAAGUUUGCCUGGAUCCAGUACAUCAGCAUCCUGCUCAUCUUCCUCUGGGUGUUUGAAAGAAUCAAAAUCUUCGCGUUUCAGAACCAAGUAGUGACCUCUAUCCCCGUAGCCGUCCCCCAGGGAGAGAUGAGGAAAGAGCACUUAUCCUGAGAGGAUCUGAGAGGAUCCCGGCCGGAGACCCGAGGGACCAAGGCUACCUCAGUCCUGUCUUCUGAGACCUGCUGGUUUACAACAUUCCUGCAAAGAGCCCUCUGGACAUUUUCAGGCCUGCAUGUUUUACUUCAGAGACAAAGAAUGGGUUUUCCAGGGUUGUGAUGCCCAAAGCCCACACCUUCAAAGCACCGAGGGAACCCACAAACACUAGUCUGUGGAAAGGUCUCAGGGUUACUGGAAGAUGUGACCAGCCCCCCCACCCCCACCCCCCCGCCCCCAGACAGGGUUUCUCUGUGUAGCCCUGGCUGUCCUGGAACUCACUCUGUAGACCAGGCUGGCCUUGAACUCAAAAAUCUGAGUGCCUCUGCCUCCCAAGUGCUGGGUAAAGGCGUGCGCCACCACUGGCUGGUUUGGAGGCUGUGAUUUUUGUUUUGUUUCUGGUUUUGCUUUGCUUUGACCUUGAAUUUCAGGAGAAAUUUGCAGAAUUCAUACAUCUUUGAAAGAGCCCCACCUCUGGUCAAGCGAGUUUGCCUCUUUUGAACUGGGAUGCCCCAUGCACUCCUCUCUCCUGUCAUAAGCUAGCUUUUUUAGCCUCCUGGGGUGGGGGGGCUCUCACAAGAAACAUGCAAGUCCCUAAUACUUUCUACUCCUAGGUAUCUACGCAGUGCCCAUUCAGAACUUUGGUUUCCAGAACUGAAGCCUCUAACUGGAAACCGGAAGGGGGCAGGGCAGGACCUAAAUACAAGAGUCUCAGAACUGUGUGCAUGCUGGUGGGUAACUUAAGGGCAGGAGGACUAGACACCUGCCCUCAGGCUAAUAGAUGGGGGUCUGUCAUCAGCUCAGCAGAACAGCCCUCUGUUCUGCCCUGCUGAGGCUGGCUCUAUGCCAUGUUUCUUGCCCUCUUGUCUGUGCCCCUGGGAUGGCGCUGGAGUCAGAAGUGCUGCUUCAUUCAGUCUGUUCCCCUGCCCCCAGCACCAGUGGAGGAUGUCCUGGCUUCUAACAACAGGUUCUUUCUCCCUGGCCCUCACCCAACAGCCUGGCCGCUCCUCCUCCUUGAUGGCCUCCCCCCUUUCUGAAAGGAUGUGGGUGACAGAGGGGUUGUUGUUGGCAUUGGCUCCCACUGCCUGACAACCGCAGGGUUUAUUUGGAGGCUGAGCUGAAAACUGAGUUGUUUGCAGUUCCUUUGAUUAAGGAACAGAGUACUUACCAGAGGGGAGGCUUUGGGGAAGGAGGGCCUGAGGAGAGUGAGGAAAGAGACCGAGCAGAGCCUGUGACCCAGCCUGGCCAUUAGCAGGGUGAGGAGGAGCCCAGAAGAUAGCCUGUGAUCUAUAGAGUAUCUGCGAGGACGGCUACUUUGCAUAGAAAACUGUUAUUUGGCCCCAUUCCUGCCCUGAGCCCUUGUGCUCUCUUAAAGGACUCUGCCACAUCAUUAGCCCUGGAAGGACAUACCUACCCCUACUGCUCAUGACUCCAUGUCUAACCACAAACACUCCUCACUAUGGGCCUCAGUUUAUCUCGGAGACACCCUUCUGUCGGAGCCAGCAAAGUAAGAACUUCGAAAACAAAGCUGUUUUGAAGUAUUCACUGAGAAAAACUCUCUAGUACUAGGUUCUCUGACUUAACGCAGCUGAUUGUGUGCCUGAGUGGGGUUUUUUUUUUCUUUCUGAAGAUUUACAUGAAAAAUGGUUUCUGAUUUCAAUUUUAAAACGAUAAUGAGAGGGCUAGGGAUGUGGCUCGGUUGGAAGAGCGCUUGCCUGCCAAGCUUGGAGCCCUCGGUUCCAUUCCCAGCUACAUAUAAAUCUUUAUGGUGGUGCAAACCUAUCACCCCAGCACACUGCGGGUAGAGGCAGCAGCAGAAGUCCAGGAUCAUCCUUAAGGAAGAGCCCAGCCUGGGACACUUGAGACCCUAUCUCAAUGAAAAUAAGGCAAUGGGGCUGGGGGCGUGAUCAGAAAUAUAUUGUAUGGAAAAAAGAUAGCAAGAUACAGAAGGAGGACCAAAGAUAACAGGCUACUUUGCAUUCUAUUAAACUAUCCUGUGCAUAAUUUGUAUAGAGAACUCAAUGAUGUUUUAUAACUUUCUAAUUAAAAUAUUCUACAAGAAA